This is a messenger RNA of Marmota flaviventris (yellow-bellied marmot), 3762 nucleotides long. It is a transcript of the gene Brat1, whose product is annotated as BRCA1 associated ATM activator 1. Gene Ontology annotation, cellular component: nucleus. Gene Ontology annotation, molecular function: protein binding. Gene Ontology annotation, biological process: cell population proliferation; DNA damage response; positive regulation of protein phosphorylation. The record is from RefSeq and is a predicted model, not a curated record. Lineage: Eukaryota; Metazoa; Chordata; Mammalia; Rodentia; Sciuridae.
GGGGCUUGCGUCGGUGCUCGGAGCUCGAGCGGGUGAGGGACCCUUGAGGAUCAUGGACCCUGAAUGCUCCCAUCUCCUCCCAGCUCUCUGUGCUGUUCUGGCAGAUCCCAGGCAGCCAGUGGCAGAUGACACUUGUUUGGAGAAGCUGCUGGAUUGGUUUAAAACAGUGACAGAGGCAGAGUCCAGCCUCCUGCUGCUGCAGGAGAACCCCUGCCUGGUAGAGCUCCUGUCCCAUGUUCUGAGACCGCAGGACAUGAGCCCCAGAGUCCUCUCCUUUGCCCUGCGCCUUGCUGGGACAUUUGCGGCCCAGGAAGAUUGCUUCCAGUACCUUCAGCAGGGGGAGUUGCUGCUGGGGCUCUUUGGGGAGACGGGAACCCUGGGCUGGGCAGCCUGGAAUGUCCCCACCGUGCGCAGUGGCUGGAUCCAGGGCCUGAGGGCCCUGGCACGGCACCCCAGCGCCCUGCACUUCCUGGCUGACAGUGGUGCAGUUGACACCGUCUUCUCCCUGCAGGGAGAUCCAAGCCUAUUUGUGGCUUCGGCCGCCAGUCAGCUCCUGGUGCACAUCCUGGCUUUGUCCAUGCGAGGCGAAGCUGUGGAGUGCUGCAGCCCACAGGGCAGUGCCUGGCCUGCAUGUGCCCAGAAGAUCGUGAGCCACGUGGAAGAGUCCUUGCGCUCCACAGAUACCCCACAGGUCACUCAAGCCCUGAACGUCCUGACCACUACCUUUGGACGCUGCCACAGUCCCUGGACAGAGGUUCUCUGGGAUCAGCUGAGUCCCCUCGUGGCCUGCCUGCUUGAAAGAGACCCUGUUCCAGCUGGACACUCACUCGUUGACCUCCUCCUCAGUGUGGCCCGUUCUCCUGUGUUCAGUUCUACAGACUGUGGCCUGUGGGAGACGGUGGCUCAGACUCUGAGCCGUCUGAGCCCCACUCAAGCUGGACCUCUGGCCUUAGGAACACUGAAACUCCAGCACUGUCCACAGGCACUGAGGACUCAGGCCUUUGGAGUCCUCCUCCAGCCCCUGGCCUGUGUCCUGAAAGCCACCAUUCAGACCCCUGGGUCUCCAGGCUUGCUGGAUGGGACUGUGGGCGGCUCCCUGACCGUGGAUGCACUCCUGUCCUCCAAGUCGGCCUGUGCGGGGCUCCUGUGCCAGACUCUGGCUCACCUGGAGGAGCUGCAGCCACUGCCCCAGCGCCCCUCACCCUGGCCCCAGGCACCCCUUCUAGAAGCUGUAGUGACCAUACUGCGACUUUGCAAUGGCUCAGCUGCCCCCAGCUCCAGUGUAGGGGGCCGCCUCUGUGGGACCCUGGCUGGCUGCCUCCGGGUCCAGCGAGCAGCCCUUGACUUCCUGGGGACACUGUCUCAGGGAACAAGCCCCCAGGAGUUGGUGCCACAGGUGUUUGCCGUCCUCCUGGAGUACCUCGAGAGCCCUGACUCCAGCCCCACGGUUCUGAAGAAGGCCUUCCAGGCCACGCUCGGGUGGCUCCUGAGCUCACCCAAGACCCCCGGCUGCUCUGAUUUUGGCCCCCACAUCCCGCUGUUCCUCGGAGAGCUGUUCCCCGUGCUACAGAAGCGCCUGUGCAGCCCCUGCUGGGAGGUGAGGGACUCGGCCCUGGAGUUCUUCACGAAUCUGAGCAGACACUGGGGAGGGCAGGCCGACUUCAGAAAAGCACUCCUCUCUUCAGAGGCACCCACGCUCACCCAGCAGCUUCUCCGAGACCCUGAGAGUUACGUCCGAGCAAGCGCAGUGACCGCCAUGGCUCAGCUCUCUAGCCAGGGCCUACAGGCCACCCUCGCCAGCCCUGAGCACCCAGAGACCGAGCAGGGCCUGCUCAAGGAGUUCCUGCACAUUCUGUCUGCAGACUCCGAGGGCUUCCCACGGAGGGCGGUCGUGCAGGUCUUCACCCAGUGGCUGAGGGAUGGCCAUGCUGAGGUCGCUCGGGACACGGAGCAGUUUGUGGCUACUGUGCUCCAGGUGGUGAGCCAGGACCUGGACUGGGAGGUGCGGGUGCAGGGCCUGGAGCUGGCGCAGGUGUUCCUGGCCCAGAAGUUGGGACAGCCUGCCCAUUGUCCCUAUGCAGUGGGCCUGCCUGAGGGCCCCUCACCUGGCCUGCGCCCUGAGGUGCUGCGGAACCUCUGCCAGCCUUGGCUCCUUGAGUUUGCCUUUCGUGCCUUGUUUGACUGUGACAGACCCGUAGCCCAGAAGGCCUGUGACCUCCUCCUCUUCCUGAGAGACAAGACUGCUCCCUGUGCUGGCAUGCAGGAAACUGGGGACAACCCCUGCCUGGACUCUGUGGAGGCUAUUCUGCAGAGGUGGCAGGCGGGUGAGCAGGGCCAGUCCCUGGGGGACCCAGAGCCUGAGGCCAUGCUGGCUGUCCUGAGGUCCAUAGAUCUGGAGGGCCUUCAGGGCAGGCUGGCCGAGAGCAGUGACCACGUGGAAAAGAGCCCACAGUCCCUCCUGCAAGACAUGCUGGCCACGGUGGGAGUGCUGGAGGAGAACGAGGCUGACUGCUACUGAGGCCGUGCCAGCUCCUCCACAGGCCCUGCGUCCCAGUGCUGCAGCCAGGCUGCUGGGAGGGACUCUCCCGGAAACUGACCAAAACCCCCACAUUCUGAUGUGUUAUUUUAAAAGUGGCUUAUUUUCUACUCAAGUAGAACUAAAGUCUUUAAUCCACUUCAGGGUGAUUUUGUACUUGGUAUAAGACAGGGUUGGGUUUCCUUCCUUACCUGGUUGACAGUUUCCCACCUGUGUUCGAAGGGAGCUCCCUCCCCAGCAGGCCUGUCUCCCCAGCAGGCUGCACUCUUGGCCGCCCUUGUGGGUGAGGGCUUGUUUCUGGGCCCUCUGCUGUCCCUGGUCUGUUUGUCUGUUGUGGCCACUCCAGCUCCACAAUAGCCCCUGAAGUCGGGCAGCAUGAUUUCCAUCAACUUUCAUUUUUCUUUUUCAAAGUCGCUUUUCCAUUUGGGGUCUUUUGUGACUUCACAUGAAUGUUACUGUUGCUCUUUCUAUUUCUGUGAAAAGUGCCACUGGGCUUUUGGUUGCAACUGCCCUGGGUCCGUAGGCCACUUUGGGGAGUGUAGCCAUUUUAACACCACAAGUGACUCCGCCCUGAGCCCAGGACCUUUUCCCCUGUGUUUGUGUCUUUAGCUCCUUUCUCUGUCUUCCUGUCUUCAGUGUUCAAAGUUUUCACUCUGUAGUUACAUUUAUUCCUAAGUAAUGUUGUUGUUGUUGUUGUUUUUGGUGCUAUACAAAUGGGACCAUUUUCUUCUUCAGGUGGUUCACCUUUAGCUGAUGGUUGUAUGUCGUCUUUUGUAUCUUGAAACUUCACUGAAUUUGUUUACUUAACCAUGUUUUGGUGCAGUCUUCAGGGCUCUCUGCAUACGAGAUCAUGUCAUCGGCAAACAGAUGAUGAUUUUCUUCCUCCCCCUCUGAUUUGAUACCUGUUGUUUCUUUUUCUUGCCUAAUCUCUCGGCCACGGACUUCCAGCCCUGCUGGGGAAAUGGCGAGUGGGCUCCCUGGUCUUGUUCCUGAUCUUAGAGGAAAAGUGUCACUGAUGAGUCUCAUGUUGGCUGUGCUCGUCACUCGUGGUCUUUAUGAAGUUGAGGUACAUAUCUUCUGUGCCUAGUUUGUUGAGUGUUUUCAUCAUGAACUACGUUGAGUGCUUUUCUGCCUCUAUCAAAAUGGUCAUGUGAUUUUAUUCCUCUGUUAAUGUGAACCAUCCUUGUACCCCAGAAAUAAAUUCCAUCUGAUCAUGGUGAAUGAGA